Messenger RNA from Acipenser ruthenus (sterlet), 2002 nucleotides. Its product is annotated as zinc finger and SCAN domain-containing protein 30-like. Bases 216 to 1769 code for a protein of 517 amino acids. Lineage: Eukaryota; Metazoa; Chordata; Actinopteri; Acipenseriformes; Acipenseridae. The transcript is spliced from 3 exons. The record is from RefSeq and is a predicted model, not a curated record.
AUCCCUGACCAGUAUCUGUUACAAAUGUAGUUUUAUAUUAGACUGCACUUGGAGGUAUUCGAUAGGGGGCGCUAAUCACCUAACACCGACAGCGCGACUGUUCACGUGUUAACAACAACUCUCAAAGUGACAGCGUUAUCUCGGCUCUCAUCGAUCUAACUGACAUUUUAAAAGGUGGAAUACGGUUUGUUUUUUUCUUUAAAACAACAGAAAAGAUGGACGUCAGCAUCUCCGUUUCCUUCUUUAAAAACAAGCUUGGGUCGACCAUCGAGCACGCAAUGAAAGCGGCCGUAGACAGCGUACUGUGCGAAAUGACACAGCUCGUUGACUCCAAGUUUGCCGAUUUCCAGCUCGAAAUCUCUGAAAAGGACAAAGAAAACGAAACUCUCAAGCGGAGACUGGAAAUAUCAGAAAGCGAGCUGAAAGCGGCGCGGGAAUAUCUGAAAGCUGCAGGCAACCAGCGGCGCACAAAUACCAUCUGUAAUCAUAAACACGGGUGUCAAAGCAGAGCCAGCGGGGUGCGCGGUCUGACACAGAAAGGAACCAGUACGGAAAAGUGUGCUUUACUCAGUGGAAAACCGACAGACCAUAUAUACGAGAGCGAUUACAGUGGAGCUCUGCCAAUUGCGAAACCAGUUUGCUGCACCAGUAAAGCGGUCAAGUCAGCCGUGGCUGUCCAGCACCUACAGGAUUGUGAGGCGGCUGACUCGUGGACACCAGCAAGGGGAAGCACAGAAAAGGGUGCAGAACAGCUAAACGCUGCCCCUGGUUCGGAGGAAGAAACAUCGAUGACACCGGUAGAAGAUGGAGAGAAAGCCUUUAACCAUGUUGCAGUGCAGACGCUUUCAGGUGCAGAGAUGGCCCUUGAGCAGAGCCGGAGUGGAGGGGAUAUUCUUCAGUUGGAAUCUGUCCAAAUCAAAGAGGAGGAUUGUCUCUACACAGCGGAGGAUGGACCUGAGCUUGGGACUGUCCACAUUAAAGAGGAAGAGCUGGAUUCUGACAGCGGAGCCGAGAUCACUGAACUAGGACAGGUGCACAUUAAAGAUCUACAAUCUGACGUUGAAGAGGCGCAGAGUGAGCUGGAGUCCAUUCCUCGCACCCCUCGACUGCCGUCUCCAAGCUCGUCCGGUGCUGAAUUGGAAGAAAGAGCAGCGCACUCCAGCAGCAGCACAACACGUUUAGAAGAACACGACUACAGUCUGCUCGCACAGAUCUCCCAAGGCCUUUCUUUGCAACACACAACAGAACCAGAAAGCUUCCAGACACCCCAGCCGACUGUGGAGAGACUGUAUCCCUGUACGAUAUGUGGGGAGGUUUUCACUGGGAGAGGUGUGCUUCGUAGACACCGGCGCCAGCAUACUGCCAAGACCCCACUGUAUCACUGUACCAAGUGUGUGAAGAGCUUCACUCGUUCAGACCACCUGAAGACACACCUGCGGGUCCACACAACAGAGACCCCCUUUCAGUGUACCGAGUGUGGCAAGAGCUUUAAGUAUUCCACCAGCCUUAAAAUGCACCAGCGAGGUCACGCCAGAACAAUCCAGCACAGAUGCACCGACUGUGGGAAAAUCCACAAGAGAAUCCCUACAGGGCACAUUGAGUACCCCUGCACUGGAUGUGGGAAGAGUUUCGGCAGGUUUGACGACCUCAGAGAGCACCUCAAGGUUCACACGGAUCUCUCCAAGAGCCCAGUAAGACGAGGAAACAAACUCGCAACGGAGAGACUCAGUAUCUCUGUAUUGAGUGUGGGAAGAAGUUUGGCUUGUUAGAAAACCUGAUACAGCACCAGCGGAUUCACACUGGAGGCAGCAGAGAGACAUCCUUUGGUCUUGUAGUUCACUAAUUCAGCUGUAAAAUUGAAAACGGUGGGGGAAAUGCACUUAGAAAGUAGCGUAAACUAAACUGUUAAAUCCUUGCUGAAGUACCAUAGUAAAGGCAAAGUGCAAUACAGCAUUGUAAAGGUAUGGUAAAGCAAAUACAUAUUAAAAUAUGACAUGUCAAA